UUUCAUCGAAUACGCCAUUGUUAUUGUUUACUGCUCAAUAUUGUGAUGUUUACAUCGUCAAUGCGUUGCAAGAAGCUAGUUGGAUUUGAAGGCUGAUUUUUAUGGUACUUUUGUUGCCAGAAAACAAAAUUGGCAAGGCUUGGCCACUGCAUCAUGCUCAAAGGCGAGAUCGAGAGUGACAGCUCAACCGAGUCUAUGAAUGGAUCUUGGGUUAAACUUGAUCCAUCAAAAAUGAAUCAAAGCGUGAACACAUCCCCUAAGCUUUCUGAUGGGGAGGAGAUGGAAACACUUCUAGCUGAUGCUGUUGAAGACCAAAUGAAACAUUCCAGAUAUCAAGAAAGUAAAGGAAUUUCAAAGGAGGACCUUUCUCAGGAUGCUAAAUCCGAUUGGGUGGAGGCAUGGGCGAGCAGACCAGAGCAACGACCCUCGAAAAAGAUCAAAAUGGAGCAUCCUACACAUACAAAAACGAUGCCUUUAAGCAUAAGAAGGACAAAAAUGAUGAAAAGCACGGAAUUGUCCUCUACCAAUCUGCUGAUUGUCAUCCCGAUGUUGGUGUUUUCACACGCCAUCACUCUUGGUAUUGGCAUUUUCAUCGGCAAGAAACUCAAUUCAGCUUUGCCAGCCAGGUAGAAGAAUUUAUGAAUCGUUAUUACCUGGUGUUAUUUUCUCUCUUGAGAAGGAGCUUCAGAAAUUGGUGUCUUUGCUUACUAGAACAAAUGUGAAUUAAUUUAGCGGCAGUUGUAUUGAGAAUAAGAAAUAUUUGUUUUUGUGAAUUUUAUGUACUAAACAUAUUGUUUUAACAUUUAUGAAAAGAUUCUGUAUCUCUGUAAAGUACCGGGAUUUCUAUAACUGCUCUUUGAAAGAGUAGGUGAUAAUUAGAAGGGAUGUUGGACUUUUCCACUCAAUUUGUGACCAUUCCUCGCUACGAAUCCUCUACCCCUUCCUUAUCUUAUAUCAGAUUAAGAAAGCUCAAUUCUUUCUUGUUCAUGAUUACAUUUUUGCGGCCCAGGUCAAGGAGCUAUGGAAAUAGAAAUACAUCUUAGCUUUGCUUUAGAUUACUUACCUUACAUGUAUUCUAUGCCCUUACUGGUAUGAGACUAUUUAAAAAUGGCCUUUCGGCAUUCCCAUGUUACUGACGUUAUCAAUAGGUCCGUAUAAAAAGUCCAAUUGGGCAAUAUUUGACAGGUCAAUUUCUUGAAAUCUGCUGAUGUAAACCAAACUAUUUAUAACUUACGCUUUGUGUUCUAAAUAUAUCUAAAUUUCGUAUAAAACCCAAUUAUAUUAUUUGAGUU
Messenger RNA from Rhopilema esculentum, 1292 nucleotides. RefSeq names its product BCL2/adenovirus E1B 19 kDa protein-interacting protein 3. The record is from RefSeq and is a predicted model, not a curated record. Gene Ontology annotation, cellular component: mitochondrial envelope; nucleus; mitochondrial outer membrane. NCBI's taxonomy places the organism in Eukaryota, Metazoa, Cnidaria, Scyphozoa, Rhizostomeae, Rhizostomatidae. Gene Ontology annotation, biological process: positive regulation of apoptotic process; mitochondrial outer membrane permeabilization.